Vigna unguiculata (cowpea) is the source of this 1277-nucleotide messenger RNA. Its product is annotated as putative WRKY transcription factor 12. The record is from RefSeq and is a predicted model, not a curated record. Gene Ontology annotation, biological process: regulation of DNA-templated transcription. Lineage: Eukaryota; Viridiplantae; Streptophyta; Magnoliopsida; Fabales; Fabaceae. Gene Ontology annotation, molecular function: DNA-binding transcription factor activity; sequence-specific DNA binding.
UGAAAGAAUCAUUUUCAUAUAAAAACGACAAUACCUAGUUUCAUUCCUUCUGGCACUUGUUGAAGAUAGAUUCCACAUGAAAAACACUUGUAGGACACUGCACGUGUAAUCCAGAGAGAGAAAAAAGAGUGUGCACAACACUUUGAAUAGACUCCCUUAACCAUAGCUUAUUGAAGGAAUCAUUUUCCUACAAAACAUUCCCUUCACAAUUUAAUUGCCAAACACAAACACAAACACUUGUGUUGACCAAACCACAAACACCUGCUUCCUGCUUCUAUCUUCUGAAUCCACCCUUUUUUCCAUGUUCACAUGGCCUAGAAUUUUCUUGUUCAAGAUUGAGCUACAUAACAACAACAACAUAAGAUCAAGAAAAACCAAAAUCAAGGUUGUUUCAAAGCCAUCGAUUAAAAGGGGUUAUGGAAGGAGAGAGAGGUGUUAAUCCCAGCUAUGAUCUUCAAGUUUCAUUCACCAACACCCCUCAAGCCAUCCAUGAAAUGGGUUUUGUCCCAUUUGAAGAAAAUCAGGUUCUUAGCUUCUUAACACCCUCAGCUCAAUCCCAAUCUUCUCAGCUCUCUCUGACCGGAGGCGGCGGUGGUCGUGACAACACCGCCGCGGUCACCACCACUGUCACUACUACUACUACUUCUGGAUCAGUUGGUUUUAACCAUAAUGACCUUGCUUCCAGAACUUCUUGGAACAAUGAACAGGUGAGAACCCUGGAUCCUAAUAAAGCUGUCAAUGAUGAAAAUUGCACCGGAAAUACAAGUGAUGGCAACAACACAUGGUGGAGAAGUUCAGGGUCAGAGAAGAACAAGGUGAAAGUGAGGAGGAAGCUGAGGGAACCAAGGUUUUGUUUUCAGACAAGAAGUGAUGUGGAUGUGCUUGAUGAUGGUUACAAAUGGAGGAAGUAUGGUCAGAAAGUUGUGAAGAAUAGCCUUCACCCAAGAAGUUACUACCGUUGUACUCAUAACAACUGUAGAGUGAAGAAAAGGGUUGAAAGACUCUCAGAAGAUUGUCGAAUGGUAAUAACAACCUACGAAGGAAGACACAACCAUUCUCCUUGUGAUGACUCAAAUUCAUCAGAACAUGAAUGUUUCACUUCUUUUUGAAUAUGCUUUCAGUAAUUAAUUAAUUAAUAUAUAUUUAUGUACUAAUAAUUAUUUAGAUGUGACAAUUCUUCAUGAGGGAUUAUAUUGUUAGUGAGCUCAACAAUCACUCUUUCAUGGAUGAACUCAUUUGUAUGUUGUCUAUACAAAUUAUAAGGUUUAAAUCAAGUU